This is a messenger RNA of Closterium sp. Naga37s-1, 1047 nucleotides long. Lineage: Eukaryota; Viridiplantae; Streptophyta; Zygnematophyceae; Desmidiales; Closteriaceae. The record is from the annotation of a GenBank genome assembly.
AUGGCGGGCGUGUUGACGGAGACAACGGUGGAGCUUGCGGCGUCGCUGACUCAGGCAGCGGCGCGGCACGUGGUGGAGGCAGAUUACUUCAUGUGCGCGGGCAAGUACGACGGCUGGCUGCCCACCAUGCGAGUUCAUAGGCAACCUGCUCAAGGGGCAGUGGUGGUCAUCAUCGCUCCCCUCCUUCCGCCCCCACCCCCCCUCCCCUUGCACGCCAGGUUCAUAGGCAAUCUGCUCAAGGGGCAGACAGUGGGCAUCAUCGGCGCGGGGCGCAUUGGCAGCGCCUAUGCACGCAUGAUUGUGCGAAGGGAGGGAGGGGGGAUGGGGAAAUGGGGAAAGGGGGCGAUGGGGGGAAUGGCGGAAUGGGCAACGGGGGGGAAUGGUCGAUGGGGGGAUGGUGGGAAUGGAAUAAUGGAUGGAUGGGAUGAUGGGAGCGUGGAGGGCUUUAAGAUGAACCUCAUCUACUUCGACCUAUACCAGUCCAAGCGGUUGGAAGAGAGUGUAAUUGCCUACUCCCGCUUCCUCCAAUCACAGGGCGAGCCGCAAGUGACUUGGCGUAGAGUGUCCAGUCCCGAAGAGGUGCUGCAGGUUGCUGACGUGGACGCCAUUUUGGGCCUAGUGACGGACAAGGUGGCGUUGUGGACAUGUGUGUUCCAUGCCUGCCUGCCCGUCACAUCAAUGCCAUGCCUCCACUCCCCCUCCUCCCCCUUGCAGGACGCCAUACUGGUGAACUGCAGCAGGGGUCCAGUGGUGGACGAGGUGGCACUGUUGAAGCACCUCAAGGCCAACCCCGCCUUCAGAGCCGCUCUCGACGUCUUUGAGGACAAGCCGCUGAUGAAGCCAGGUCUCUCCACGCUCCCCAAUGUGGUAGUCGUACCGCACAUCGCCUCCGCCUCUCAGUGGACACGGGCUGGCAUGGCAGGCCUCGCUGCUCUCAACGUCACUGUGAGUGCAGCGUGUGCCUUAGAUACAUUGGUCCUCUCAUUGUUGUGCCGGGCAUCGCCUCCACCUCUCAGUGGACGCGUGCCGACAUUGUUAAAAGCCUAA